Messenger RNA from Hyaloperonospora brassicae, 1599 nucleotides. The record is from the annotation of a GenBank genome assembly. Lineage: Eukaryota; Oomycota; Peronosporomycetes; Peronosporales; Peronosporaceae.
AUGAAGCGCAAGUGCCGCGCGCCUCCUCCUCCAGCGUCUCCGCGCUCUACUCGCAGCCGUUCCAGUGCCCCGUCCUCUCCCGACAGUGACGUCGCCGCAUCUCCACCCGCCGCUGUCCACGACGUCGUCAAUAGCCGCCGCAGCAGCAGCAGCACCGCCGGCGUCUCGAGAGAGCGCGCGCUGUACUUUGCCACUGGCGAACGGCCGUCCAGCGCCGCUCGACCGGCCGCCGACGACAAGGAAGCGUGGCCAGGCUACUUUGCAACCGCGCGGCAGCUCCGGGACAACCGCCAGGCAGCGCAAGACGCGCGCAAGCAGCGCCAAGACGUCGAGCAGCUGCAGCAGCGUCACUUGGCGCCCGAACACGUCGUCGUGUGGCGGCCACAGCGCGCGCCCCGGGCGUCUGUGUUGACGGCAAACGACGUGGUCCACAAGCUCAAGGACAUUGCGCUCAACAGCCUGGCGGCCCAUGUCGAGCAGCUGCCGACGCUCGCGUACAUCGACGCCAGUGCGCGCCACCAAGUCGCCCGAGCGGUCGUCGAGCGCCGGAAGCUUCUGCCACACGUCCUGCCCUUGUUUAUCUUUCCAGGCGUCACGGAGAUCGACAUUCCCGACUGCUCGCACAUUGACGAGGAGUCGCUGGUGCAGGCGCUGACGCAGUGCACUGAUGCAAGUGCUACUAAAUUAGUGCUCACGGUGCUGCGCCUCGGACUCUGUGGCCGAUGCGUCUCGGACAGCGUCAUUCAGGAACUCGGACCUGCGCUGAACACGGUGGAAGAGCUCCAGUUGCAGGGAUGCUACCGGCUUUCGGACGCAGGAUGCCAAGACCUCGUGCGACGCUGUGCGCCGUCGCUCGAUUCGCUGGAGCUCUCGUGCAAUCAGCGCAUCACCAAGCAAUCGAUCGAUUGCUUUGGUGAACUGCAGCAGUUGCACUCGCUGACGCUGUCCGAGUGUCCGCAGUUGGACGACGCAAGUUUAGCCUCGCUGAAGUGCAUGAAGCAGCUGAGGAAGUUGAAAUUGAACCAAUUGGAGCGCGUGUCGGACGCGUUUUUCGUCUCGUUGGCACAGAGUUUGCCGGAGCUGGAGGAAGUUUCCUUGGCAAGAUGUUCGCAACUGACAGACACGGCGGUCAAAGGGAUUCUUAACGCUUGUCGGGGACUUAAAGUGCUGGAUGUGUCAGACUUGCAUCGGAUCACCGACGGGUGCUUUGAACCAGUCCGGGAACAUGGCCACGCCCUUCGUCGAGUUUCCAUGCGCUGCUGCUUGGAGCUGACAGACGCGGCCUUUCAGCACAUUGCGUUGGGUGCCCAAGCGUAUCUUGAAACGCUCGAAAUGUCUAGCGUGUCGCAAGCCACGGAUGCCACGAUGACGGCCUUGCUGGAGCAUUGUGCAUCCAGUUUGACAACACUCGAUAUUUCGUUCUGCCGGAAUAUUAGCGAGGAUGCGCUAGGCGUCUUGACCGAUGGGGCUGACAAUCUCGGCUCGUUGGUGCUCUGGGGUUGCACGCAGAUCACAGCCCGCUAUCUUACUUGUCACUCGCGCGACAAUUUGAUCGUCACUGGGCACCCUCUCCUCACAGGCCUUUCAGUUCGAUACUAA